UUCUUCCUGUUUCUCUGUCAGUGAUGGAGUCAGCCAUUGGUGUACUCGUGUCCCAGUUCAAGGCGUUUGCUGGAAGUGAUGGAUCCUCAGACACACUGAGCAGAGAUGAGUUCCAGAGCCUGGUCAAAACACAACUCCCCAACUUCGUUAAGAACGCUGGUGACCCAGCUGUCAUCGACCGACUCAUGGACUCAAUUGACGAGAACAACGACGGAGAGCUCACCUUCCUGGAGUUCUGGCAGCUGAUUGGACGACUAGCAAAUCAACACGGCGGCUUUAUCCAAUAGGAUGUCACCAUAUAAUUACAAUGAUAACUUAUUCUAAUGGUAUGGUUAUCCCCAUGUUGUGUUUCUAAAUUGUCAAGUGUUUGCUAAAGCUA
This is a messenger RNA of Salvelinus namaycush (lake trout), 379 nucleotides long. Its product is annotated as protein S100-A11-like. Bases 24 to 287 code for a protein of 87 amino acids. Gene Ontology annotation, molecular function: transition metal ion binding; calcium ion binding. The record is from RefSeq and is a predicted model, not a curated record. Gene Ontology annotation, cellular component: perinuclear region of cytoplasm. The transcript is spliced from 2 exons. Lineage: Eukaryota; Metazoa; Chordata; Actinopteri; Salmoniformes; Salmonidae.